UCUAUGGCCCAUCCCAAGCAAUGCAACGCAGGGCUGCUUUGAACACCUGUUGAGUGUGGCAGCAGGCUCCUGCCAGAGCUGGUCUGUGGGUUUCAGUUGGCAUCCUGCAGCUCAAAGAUGGGCCGAGGCAAAGAGGUGCGGUGCUCCAUGCGUGGCAGCUCCGGUGCUGCUUGGUUGUGUCCCUCCAGGGCCCGGGGUUCAGUCGCUGUGCUCUGACAACAAAACAACCAGAACAACGCAAUAAAAGCCUGGGUGAUGGCAUCUCCCUGCCUGCCCGUCCAUGUGUGUGUAUGCAGAGGAACCGUGGGGAUGUGGAGGAGACACGAGUGCAGCCUUCCAGUAUUUAAGAGGGCAUUGCAAACAGGAGGGGAAUCCACUUUUUACAGAGUAGAGAGUGAUAGCACCAGGGAGAAUGGUUUUAAGCUCAAGGAGGACAGAUGGAGGUUGGAUGUCAGGGGGAAUUUCUUUAGAGAGAGAGCAGUGAGGUGCUGGAACAGCUGCCCAGAGAGGCUGUGAUGCCCCGUCCAUCCCUGGAGGUGUUCAAGGCCAGGUUGGAUGGGGCCCUGGGCAGCCUGGGCUGCUGUGAGAUGGGGAGGUUGGUGGCCCUGCAUUGGUGGGGGGUUGGAGCUUCGUGAUCCUUGAGGUCCCUUCUAAGCCAUUCUAUGUGGCACUGAGGGACAUGGGCAGUGGGGAUGAUAGGGUGGGGUGGGUUGGGGAUCUUGGAGAGCUUUUCCAAGCUGAAUGAUUCAGUGAGGGAUUGUUGUCUUAUCUUGACCUGACCCACUUUGGCCAUAAGCUGCUGAGGUGCCGCCUUGCUUCUCUGGCACAGCAGCAGGGAGGAUGCUGGCGUCAAAGCAUUAAAGGUUGUCCUUCUUUGUAGUUUCCUUCCUUAUCCCAUUUUAUCUCAGAGAAGUACCUUUGCUCCUCUGCGUUGGCUGAUCUGUGGCUAAGAGCUUCAGUUGAGAUUGAACUUUAGCAACAUGGAACCACGGUGUAGAAUACUUUGGGGUGGGGAAGGAAGGCAGUUCUGCUCAGCUGUACCUCGGAGUUGGUCCUGCCAUGUAGCUGGGGUCGGGCAGACCUCAUUUCUGAUAUGGAGGGGCACCUUGUGCUCUGGAGGGGCUCAGCCUUCAUGGUAUCAUUUAAGGUUGAAAAAGACCUUUAAGGUGAUCCGGUCCAACUGUUGACCCAACAUCACCAUGCCCACCAACCAGCGCCGCAUCUUCCAUCUAAAUAAGCAUCAGUUCGCAUCCAAGGAAGCUGUGUGGUGAAGUGUCGUCCUUGGCAGAGAGUUAAUGUGUGAAUGUGUUAAUUGUCUUGUGAACGCAUGAGAUAAAGCCUGGCUUUAGCAAGCUUCCAGCUUGUAACUAUCUGUAACAUUUGUACUUCCUCAUGGCUCAUUCGUUUGGCUGCUGUUGUUGUGCUGUAGACUGAGCUUUCUGGUGCCCGAGCGUGACGUCCUGUUUAUUUCUUCUCCUGGAGCCUUUGGGUCUGCCUCCCUGCCUGGAUAAACCGUGGUAAAGCCAGAUAAACCUGAAACAAACCGUGCUGGAAGGACACCAGCUGUGUCCCUGUUGCAGUUGGGUGUUAAACAACCCGAGGGAUCUGAGCUACUCAGACCCUUCAGCAGCUCCAGGAGCUCCUUGGUGGCAUCAGAGCCACAGUAUGGCUUCGUGUCCCAUCAGCCCUCCGUGGAAUCAUGGAAUCGUUAAGGUUGGAGAAGACCUCCACCAUCCCCAGCCCACCCCUCCAUGCCCACUGGCCAUGUCCUCAGUGCCACAUCUCCACAGUUACUGAACACCCCCAGGGAUGGUGACCCCACCACAUGCCUGUGGCCGCUGCAUCACGGCUCUUAGGGAGAAGAAAUGUCCCUAAUAUCCAACUCGAUAGCUAUGAAAUGAGUUGAGAGGCUCAGGAUCUCACAUAAGGGCAGGGAAGUUGUUGGAAUCUCUACACACAGGAGUGGGUUGCUAUGGGUGUGACCCCUAACAGCCAGGCUGUUCAGUUCUGGAACCGGCUGCCAUUGAGGACACUGGAAAACACUCUGGGGUGAACAGGGUGGCAGCACACAGACAGCAUUUUCAGCAGCAGAAAAUGGGGGGGGACGUGUUUCUGUAGGAUUAAACAUCUUCCUUUGGGGAAAGCCUGAUGCAAGUGGAUGGCAGAGGCUGGGGUGUACGGAGUCUGUCUGCCUCAUCCUUCGACAUGGGUAAGUCUGACAGGCCUUAUAAAACUGGCCAUAGGGCUGAAGCUAUUCAGGGGCAUCCAGAGAAGGGCUGCAGGGAUGGGGAAGGGUCUGGAGGGCGAAAAGUGUGAGGAUUAGCUCAGGUCCCUUGGGUUGUUCAGCCCAGAGCUGAGGAGGCAGAGGGGAGGAUCAUGGUGGCCCUGCAGCCCCUCAUGGUCCAUGGGUUGGUGCUCCGUAGGAUGGCUCAGGUUAUACAACUUAACUGGUCUGGACCUGGAGUGCCGGGUUCCUCCAUCCAUGGGUGUUUCAGCAGGUGCCCCAAGGGUAAACGAGGUGGGGCUUUGCUCCUGUUAUGGGUCACAGGCCAUCUGUGACACUUUGGACUUAUGCUGAGGAUGCAGCAGUGUCCCUGACCACAUCCCUACUGCUGGAAGCGUGCUGGAAGCUGGCAUCUGGGAGGUCCAUCCACAUGGACUGUUGUAAAUGACCCUUCUGGGACCACCUCUAUUGCAGCUCCAGGAGCACGCAGCUCCUGGCUUGUUGCCCCUCCACAGCCAUGACAGCUUCUUCUGCCCGCUGACUUGCUAUGAGAUUUGGAGAUUUGUGGCCCAAUGUGGAUUGCUGCAGGAUUUGAGCUUUCCUGCUUAGGUACUCUGCUGUUUGAAGAGCUGCAGCAGUGGCUCUCGUUAGCCAAGGCUGCACCCAUUCAGCAUAAUAGCUGCUUAGCAGCACAGCAUCCCUUCUAAUAACAGGCUGAUCCUUAAGAAGGGAGGGAAGUAUGUCAGCACACCUCCUAAUUUGCUCCCAGGCUGACAGCUUGCUUUGCAUUCCAGCCAGCAAUUAUAGGGCUUACAGAUAGUAAAAGUAAUGACGAGAUGCGAAGGAAAACCUCCGUGCAAGUGCUGCUUCCUGGAGGUGUUUGAGCACAUCUUUAGCACCCAGCAGGUGGUUCCUCAUGGGAACCACGUUUUUUGGGUUCUGUUUAUUGACUGGAAGCGGCUUUCACCUCCUCCUCCUCCGUGCCAUAGAAAAACCACCAUCGUUUCCCUUGCUGGGUCUCGCGGUGAGCACAGCACUGAGCAAUGGUGGGUGAGCACAGCCCGCUGUGUGCCUGCCUGUGGUCUGCAGGGGCUGAUCUCCACCUCACAGGGCUGUUCCAGUGUCUGGAGGUGCCUGUGGCCACGGGUGGGUACCCAGCCAGGCUUGGAGCCCAUUCCAGCAGUACGCCAUGUGAUUUGCUUUUGGCUUUGUCCGUAGGUACGGGGUCGAGCAUUCUUUCUGCUCUGCAGGACUUGUUCUGGCUGUCUAAAUCCAAAGUAGAGAAACAACUGCAGAUCAUCUCCGUGCUGCAGUGGGUCCUCACGUUCCUCGUCAUGGGUAUUGCUUGCACUUUAAUCCUCAUGUACAUCCUGUGCACAGAUUGCUGGGCGAUCGCUGCUCUGUAUUUAGCCUGGCUGGUGUUCGACUGGAAUACACCAAAGAAAGGUGGAAGAAGAUCCCAGUGGGUGAGAAAUUGGGCUAUAUGGAGGUACUUCAGGGAUUAUUUUCCAAUAAGACUGGUGAAAACCCACAACCUGCUGACCACCAGGAAUUACAUCUUCGGUUACCAUCCGCAUGGCAUCAUGGGCUUGGGAGCCUUUUGCAACUUCAGCACAGAGGCCACGGGAGUCAGCCAGAAAUUCCCUGGGAUCCGGCCCUACCUGGCAACCCUGGCUGGGAACUUCAGGAUGCCCAUCCUGAGGGAUUACUUAAUGUCUGGGGGUAUAUGUCCUGUGAACCGUGACAGCAUAGACUACAUCUUGUCCAAGAACGGCAGCGGCAAUGCCAUCAUCAUCGUGGUGGGAGGAGCAGCAGAGUCCCUCAACUGCACCCCCGGGAAGAACUCAGUGACACUGAGGAACAGGAAGGGAUUUGUGAAACUGGCACUGCGGCACGGUGCCGACUUGGUUCCCGUCUACUCUUUUGGGGAGAACGAAGUGUACAAGCAGGUGAUCUUUGAGGAGGGCUCCUGGGGAAGAUGGGUUCAGAAGAAGUUUCAGAAGCACAUUGGCUUUGCUCCAUGCAUCUUCCACGGCCGCGGGCUCUUCUCCUCGAACACGUGGGGCUUGCUGCCAUACUCCAAGCCCAUCACCACUGUUGUGGGUGAGCCCAUCACCAUUCCAAAGAUCGACAACCCAUCUCAGAAGGAAGUGGACUUCUACCACGGCGUGUACGUGGACUCCCUCAUCAAGCUCUUUGACAAGUACAAAGGCAGGUUUGGAUUGCCAGAGACUGAGGUCCUGGAAGUCAACUGAAGGGUCCGGCUCAGCAGCACCUCCUUCCCUCAGAAGCAUCUUCUCCGGGAGCCCAAACCGUCAUCGCGUUUUUGGAAGCGUGUGUGGGUGUCCGUGUCCUUCUAAAGGAAAUGUUUAACGUAUUGCUAGACCACGUGUUAAAACUGAUCUAAAAAAGAAAAGCUUUCCUUUGGAUCAAUCCCAUGACAAACCUCUUUCUAUCCAAAAGAGCACAACUCCCCGCUGCUGUGAGGAUUUGGAUGGGGGAAAUGAUUGCCUUUGUCACCUGCUGUGUAAGGCUGUUGGAUUGCCAGAGGUGGAUUAGAAGCGUUCCUGCAUCUGCUGCGCGAGCUGCUCUGGGGGGAGAGCAGCGUCCAUCUGGUUUCCAACCAACGAGCAGAGCAGUGCUUGGAUUGUGAGCAGUGUUAUCGGUGUGUUGCACAACAGCUGUGCUGAGAUGUGCUCACCCAGCACAGGAGUUUUUCUGCUUCGGAAAAGCUCCUCUGAAAGCACCAAAGCCAGAACCCCAGGGGAGAGGUGCAGGAACGCCAAGGAACGCCGAGCCCAGUGGGCCUCGGUCCGCACUGUGUGGGAUGCUGUGGUGGCUGGCAUUUCACCACUUGUGUUCAGAAUGUCACUUUAGGAGCUGGUCUGUCCCGAGUGCUGCUUGCACAGCGCUGUGCUGCAGGAGGAAUGGGACUCCUCCAUAGCCACGGAGCUCCGGGGGCAGUGGGGUGGUGCAAUGGUGUGGCCCAGUGCUGCAGACCCGUGGGAAGCCAGUCGGGGUAAAUGCCGUGGGGCUGCUGGUGGUUUGGAGCCUGAAAGCAUUUGGGGAAAGCUAGGAGUAACUUCUGCCCAAAGAUGGCUUUUAACUCUUCUGUCCAGUGAAUGUAAAGGAGUAGCCUUCUCACGCAUAGGAUCUGCAGUGAGUGGAUUUUAAAGUGUUUCUCUGAUGUUUACAUGGAUGCUAACGCUGCUUGUAGUGAGAUUCCUUCGGAGUACAGCAUGUUUAUGUGUAAAGCUGAAACGUUGCACUACUUGCAUGUCUGCCUUCUCCGCGCUGCGGCUGUGUUGCAAGCUCUGAAAUGUGCCUUUCUUCCACGCGAGCGGACGGUACUUCACAUUCCUGGAAUCUGUCACAUCUCAUAGACUGUUAUCUGACAGAGGACCCGUGGGUUUUUUUUGUACAGAUUUCUAGAAAUAAACUUGGGCAAAACCA
Molecule: messenger RNA, 5677 nt
Organism: Tympanuchus pallidicinctus (lesser prairie-chicken)
Lineage: Eukaryota; Metazoa; Chordata; Aves; Galliformes; Phasianidae
Gene: DGAT2
Product: diacylglycerol O-acyltransferase 2
Exons: 7
Coding region: 3268-4479 (403 amino acids)
Biological process (GO): triglyceride biosynthetic process
Cellular component (GO): endoplasmic reticulum membrane
Molecular function (GO): diacylglycerol O-acyltransferase activity
Source: RefSeq, a predicted model, not a curated record